AGUGACCAUUAUUGUUUGAAAGUUGUUGAAAGUGAAAAGAACCUUAAAGUCAAAAUGAUGAAGGAGCUUAGCAUGAAGAACAUCCUCACUGGCCUCUUCACUUCGGCGCUAUGCUUUGGACUCUCUAUGGCUUCGUAUCCCGACAGCUUAAACGUGGCUUCACGCUCGUCUGGACUGCAGGGCUGUCGGGCGACCACCACUUCCGUGCGCUUCAGGACCCUGACGAUGCGAGGGCCGAAAUCGAUGGUGACAUACCGACGCCUUUCGAUCACGGCGAGCGAUUUGGUCUCCUUAACGAUUGCAUCCCAGAAUAUCGCCGCUUCGGACGUGGCGCAGUGCGCGAGAUUGUCUGCUUUGGCAAAUAUGACUGCCUUCGCCUUCGAUGGAACCUGUACGACUUACCAAUUCAACAGGAAGCUCUGCUCCUGUCUUGGUGGCGAGAAAGUCAUUUACGUGGCGAAUUCCAGCAUUUCCUAUGGACCACCUGCAACUGUGCCUUUCAGCACCGCUCCCUACAUCAACACCACUGUCCGAAACCUCGAAGUCAAGGAGUACCAGCUCGUUAAUUUCUUCUCGGAUGUUUUUUCACAAGUUUUGGAACCAUUUUACACAGAUGAUGUCAGAGCUCUCCAGUACUUAUACGUCUUUCCUGGAGAAGAUGGCGGUUUCAAUGCUCUUGAUAAAGUCUAUUUGGACGUGGCUUCUUGCGUCACCGACGUCCCAUGCGGGGUGCCCAUCUUCGUCACCACAAUUUGGCCGACUUAUUACAUACUAAACGAAUGCGGCAAAACCAUCCAAAUCCCGACUCUUAAUAGUGGAGAACGAAUUUCGGUGUUCUCACAUCCCGGGUUUGGAUGCAAGACUUUCCCCGACGGCCCAACCUACAACUGCAACGUCACCUUCACGACAGCUACUACACUGGGCAUAGGCUAUUAUGGUUAUUUUUCUGGCAUUGACGGGUCCUGCGACGGCUACACGCUGGGCGCUGAAAAAAUUCUGUCCGGCACUUCAGAAAACGUUAAUUUGUGCACCGAUAAAUGGGGCAAGCACUUCGAUUCUGUAACUAUCACUCUCCGAGGCACUGCGGCGGCGAAGACGUUCAAAGCGGGGUUCUUCUUUUAUAUGAGUGUAUAUGACUAGUGUCUACUUAUCUACCUCCUAGUCUCAUAAGUGAUGAGACUGGCAGCCUAGUGGCUAUCCGCUUUUCCUUUGAUGGGAGGCAUCUAUGCAUGUGUGUGAGAAUUCGAAUUUUCUACUGACGACAUUUUGAUCCUCAGUCGUGAUUAGUUAAGAGAAUUUGGGUUUUCUGCUGUCUUUGGUAAUGAUUGGCAAUAAUCUCGAGCAGCGUUUUGCUAUUAGGUUUUGCUUCCGACUUUGACACAGGGAGAAAUUGGCAAAACUUUUACAGUGCAAAGAACGUUUUGUUUUCACGUUUAUUGGUUGAACCCAACUUUGGGUUGAAUAAAAAGUCAGGUUGAAGGCAAUGUCGAGCUGCUCGCAACUCUAGGCUGUGGCAGUAAUUGUCUGCAGCAGACAUUCUUUGAAUUGCUUUUAUAGCAUAUAAAAGACUCAUGUUGUGUAACAAGAACGACUAAUACGUGUGCUUAGCACCCUGAAGGCUCCUCACCCCACAAAUCUUUGCGCGUUCGUGUGGGUUUCUCAACGCAUGUUUUGUUUCUACGAGCUGGAAUAAGCAAGUUUGCUGAUAAUUGAUCAAUCCUUCUGCAAUUUUCGUGGAUCCCAAAAGUGAUAGAUUUGAAUUGCUUUUUAAUCGCGUCAUGGCGAUGGCUAUAUUGAUAUAAAUUUUACCGGCACUCCUAUAUAGUAAGCUCUCACUGACCAUUGAUAUAUAGUGGACUACGGGAAAUCAGGAGUUUUAUUGUGUGUUUGUGUGACCAUAUAUGUGUUGAAUGCGUGAAAUGGAGUUUAAAAGGGUUUAAAGGAUUUGUAGGGCUUUAACGUUUAUCGUGUUUUAAGGGGAGCUUGCUCGUCAAAAAUCGAAAAUUGAGAUUUUUCCGGUUUUCAAGGUCAUUUUAAAGGUCCAAGAACUGCGCAUUUAAAGAGCCCAAAGCAAUGUUUGUACGUUCAUUUGUUUGCCAGAAUCCAGAGCAAAGCCGUGGAUAAAACACCUAACUGUAAUGAGCAGAAAUUUCAGUUUUUUUGGCACUUGGAAUUUUCAUUUAGAAAUCUAUUUCUUUGUAUGAUUUCCAGGCAACAGCAUUGCGAGAUACGCCAUUCGAUUUGUAAAGACCUGGUCUGGCGAUCGUCCGGUCACUUUUUCUGAUUUACUUUUUGCUUGAUUAUAUUUUGGAACAAUGGGGGAGGGGCCAAAUUGAAAAAUCCGAAAAAUGAUAAAAAUUUGAACAAUUGAUAGGAUAGUCGCUAAAUAUGGUCUACAAGAAUCGUGAAUAUUUCUAUAAAUUUCCCGUUUUCUUUCAUUUUUUUCUAAAAAUUUUCAUGAACAAAGAAGUCUUGCUACGUAUGUGUGUUGCAAGAUUCAAAAUGAUCCGGCCGUAAAUAAAAUUUUUUGACGUUCACGGUCCAUUUAAAAUAAGCUAUUAGUACUAAUGCGACGCACGAGUGCUGUUACUUUAGCUGUGUGAA
Hyalella azteca is the source of this 2604-nucleotide messenger RNA. RefSeq lists its product as uncharacterized. NCBI's taxonomy places the organism in Eukaryota, Metazoa, Arthropoda, Malacostraca, Amphipoda, Hyalellidae. The transcript is spliced from 9 exons. The coding region runs from base 55 to 1140 and encodes 361 amino acids. The record is from RefSeq and is a predicted model, not a curated record.